CUAUUGUGAAUUUGUGAAGGAGUUAUGUAUAUCUUGCACCCUAAACUAAAUUUUCAUUUUUAGUCUAACUGCCUUUAGGAAAACAUGUCGUUGAUGGUCACUUUCAUGGUGCUUACUUAAAGGGGACACUAGUGCUGUUUUAUGGUUUCUGUGUAUGAUGAUGUUCCAUGAGAUGUCGUGGUCAAUGUUGCCGUCUUUAAGGGUCCAAAUGUGCUUACUGAGUUCGGUCGAGUUUUGUGGUUUGUUUUGUGGCGGAAAGAGGCAGUGUGAUUUCAAUGUCUAGUUUUAAAUUCAUGUUAGUAAGUCCAAGUUAUAACAACACAAGAGGAUCAGACACUAUUUUUCAGAAUGCGGCUGGAACCAUUCACAAAAUGGAUUUUUUUUGUUAUUUUCUUUAUCUUAUGUGGUACUUCUUCUCAAAUGAGCUCCUGUGGCAAGCGCAAGAUUCUCGCUGGAUCUCAGUCUCCACAGUCUCUCAUUGUAGGAGGAACAGAGGCUAGACCAAACUCUUGGCCAUGGAUAGUUAGUUUGACUCGAGGAGGCUCUAUUCAUUGUGCAGGAUCAAUUAUUGACAAAUAUUGGAUUUUGACAGCAGCUCAUUGUCUUGUACAAUCAACAAUACCUGCAAAUUUUUUCACCGGAAUUACAAUAAAUGUUGCAGAUCAUAGAACAGACACAACUAGUGUUUAUGAAUACUCUUUGACGUCAGUUGCCAUGUAUAUUCAUCCUAAAUAUUACUUAAACGGACCUGUAUAUUUUUUGGACUAUGACGUUGCUUUGAUGAAACUCCCGACUCCUUUGAACUUUACCGAGCGUGUGCUGCCUGUUUGUCUUCCUAGUCGAGAUGAUAUUUUUAACGAAAACGAUACAUGUUUUGUGAUUGGCUGGGGACGUACUGCAUCUGGCUCCACUUCUCCAUACUUACAACAGGUAAAACUUGAUAUUAUUAGUCUUCAAGAAUGCAAUAGUUUUAGCUCUUUUAACGGGAGAGUCUCACCAAGGUCAGUCUGUGGUGGUCGUAGAUCAGGUGGAGUCAGUGCAUGUAAUGGUGAUAGUGGUGGUCCCUAUCAAUGUAAACGCAACAAUACUUGGAUACAAUUAGGGAUAGUCUCUUGGGGGGCAGGAUUGUGUGAGCAAGCUAGACAUUACAGCGUGUUUAUGGAUGUCAGAAAAUUCUUGGAGCCAUUUAUUGAAACAAUUCAAAGAGGUCAGAACAUUAAUCUAACCAUGUACUACUUAAGAGCAAUUGGAGUUGUGUUUCAAAACUUAUCGGAACUAUAUUCCUCGAAUCUUUCGGUUAUUUUAACGAAUAAUGGAGAAUUUUCUGAUAUCGACAUGGUUGGAUAUUUUCGAGCACUUCCUUAUCAGAUUGAGCUUGUAAAGAAAACAACAUUAAUUGAUCUUAUUACUGUUUCCGGACAGCAAAAAUUAACUUCAAAUACGACGACAAUACAACAUAUUGCUUCUGUUUUUUUCCGGUAUAUAAGUAGCCUGUAUGCUGAUUUUAAAUGUGGAAGAUCGGGCAGACGUACUUUUACACCUGAUUCAAAUAGUACGAUUGGUGGAGCUGGUAGUUGUUCCUUUGAAAAUGGCAUUGACAAUUCCAGAUGCACAUGGAAGAAUGUUAAUUAUCCACUUGACAACUUUGAUUGGACCAUCUAUUCAGGCUCAACACUAAGUUCGAGCACUGGACCUAGCUCAGAUAGAAGAGGAUCGAUUUGUGGAAAAUACAUUUACAUUGAGACAUCAAGUCCCCGUGUGCUGGGUGAUAAAGCAUGGUUGGUUAGCAACUACUUUAAUACAACAACCAAAUGUUUUACAUUUUGGUAUCAUAUGUAUGGAUCAACAAUUGGCUCUCUUAACAUAUACCAACAAUACAUGGGAGGAAGAUUAAAGCUGUUGUGGACAUUAGUUGGCAAUAGAGGAAAUCAAUGGAACAGAGGUCAAGUUACAACCAAAUUUACCGAAGCAAAAACGAGGAUCAUCGUUGAAGGUGUUCGUGGCUCCAGAUUUAGGGGUGACAUAGCUCUAGAUGAUUUUGUUUUUCUUAGUGGUUCAUGUGAUAUCCAUCCCACCUAUGCCGAACCACGUUUUAUGGAUACUACAGCAACCAUUUCCCCAACUCCGAUGAUUUCCUACGAUACUACAGCAACCAUUUCCCCAACUCCGAUGAUUUCCUACGUUACACCUGAUUUCAAUAGUACGAUUGGGGGAACUGAUACUACAGCAACCAUUUUCUCAACUCCGAAGAUUUUCUACGUUACACCUGAUUUCAAUAGUACGAUUGGGGGAGCUGAUACUACAGCAACCAUUUCCCCAACUCCGAUGAUUUCCUAUGUUACACCUGAUUUCAAUAGUACGAUUGGGGGAACUGAUACUACAGCAACAAUUUCCCCAACUCCGAAGAUUUUCUACGUUACACCUGAUUUCAAUAGUACGAUUGGGGGAGCUGCCACACCUACCUCAACAAGCACAAGUGGUGCAAAUGUGUCGGGAAUCAACAUCUGUUCUGUUUUAUUAAUCAGUUCAAUAGGACUGUUGUGUCUCCAAACUAUCCUAAUGGCUCAGGAAGUAGGACCUGUACUUUGAAAAUACGGCAGCCCCUAAAAUUUGCAGUGAGGUUUAAUAUCUUAAUUAUUAACCUGGCCGUGUUGAAUUUAUUGAUAAUUCUUUUCCUUUUCCUUAUGUAAAUUUUGUGAAAAGUUCGCGUGAAUGCUCAAUACAACAAAAAUUUUAACACAUGCAAAAUAGAACAUAAUCUACAAAUAAGUUUUAAUGUAACCGAAAUUCUCAAAUAUUUAAAAUAAUUAUUCGUAGAAGUAACUCUAUGCUAACCAUAGUGCUCUUUGAAUGAUUAACAAUCGUCGCACAAAAUAUUAGGAAAAUUCUCCGUACCAAAAAAGAUGCAGUCAAUUCUUUUAAAACUGUAUAAUAAGUGUGUAAAGGAAAAUAAAACAUGGUUGCCAUAA
Messenger RNA from Xenia sp. Carnegie-2017, 2969 nucleotides. RefSeq lists its product as uncharacterized. The transcript has 21 exons. Gene Ontology annotation, biological process: proteolysis. NCBI's taxonomy places the organism in Eukaryota, Metazoa, Cnidaria, Anthozoa, Malacalcyonacea, Xeniidae. Gene Ontology annotation, molecular function: serine-type endopeptidase activity. Gene Ontology annotation, cellular component: membrane. The record is from RefSeq and is a predicted model, not a curated record. The coding region runs from base 349 to 2589 and encodes 746 amino acids.